AUGGACUUCUCGUGGGUUUCUGCAAUCUUUUCCGAUACGGCUGCCAAUUUCCCCGAACUCACUAAAGCAAUCCUAAUCGUUGCCAUUUCGUUGGGUAUGAUUCUCAUCUGGGCGGCCGCCAUUGAAACCUUCUACGAGGACAUCGCUCAAUUUGAACGCCAAAAUGAGGACCAACCCGUCGCUCCCAUGACCAUCCUUCGCGAAAAGCUCGAGCUUAUCGAUGUAGUCCGUUUCUUUGCGAAAGGAUGCGCAUGCAUCAUCAUCUCUAUUUUCAUCAUCCCCAUCCUGAUCCUAGGCGAGGUUGACAAGCGACUCUUGGAAAUGUUUGAGGAGGAUGAUCGUUAUAUGAUGUCGAGAGAGCAGAUGCAUGAAAUUCUGGACAUGAUGAAGCGUGGCCGCAAGAGACGUCUUUCCGAAAUUAGCGAGGCUGAUGAGGAGCGCAGCAUGGACUAUGAUGACGAUGAUGACAAGGACGGCGAGGACGGCGAUGAUGGAGAUGAUGGAGAUGACUCUGGCACCACCUUUACUCCCACCGACAACACUAAUGAUGAAGAUGAAGCCUAA
Molecule: messenger RNA, 564 nt
Organism: Hypoxylon trugodes
Lineage: Eukaryota; Fungi; Ascomycota; Sordariomycetes; Xylariales; Hypoxylaceae
Exons: 2
Coding region: 1-564 (187 amino acids)
Source: RefSeq, a predicted model, not a curated record